Molecule: messenger RNA, 1257 nt
Organism: Archocentrus centrarchus (flier cichlid)
Lineage: Eukaryota; Metazoa; Chordata; Actinopteri; Cichliformes; Cichlidae
Product: histone deacetylase 8-like
Exons: 10
Coding region: 139-1257 (372 amino acids)
Biological process (GO): heterochromatin formation
Molecular function (GO): histone deacetylase activity
Source: RefSeq, a predicted model, not a curated record
GCGUUACCGGGUGGGUAGCGGGGAAUGUUGACGGUGUAACACCAAAGUCGGGCACAACCAGCGGCCGCUGUCUGUCUGUGUUGUGAAUUUGUUUUAUUCACCAGCUCCAUUGAAACAUUUGGAUUUCAUCCGACGUAAAUGAGUUGCAGAGGUGACAGCGAUGAUGAGGACAGCUGCAGUAAACGGAGAGUCGCGUACGUCUACAGCCCGGAGUACAUCCAGACCUGCGACACUUUAUCCAAAGUGCCAAAUCGGGCGAGUAUGGUCCACUCACUGAUAGAAGCCUAUGGACUGCUUGAACACAUGAGCAUUGUCAAACCUCACGUGGCCACCAUAGAGGAAAUGGCCAAAUUCCACACAGAUUCCUACCUGGAGCAUCUUCACAAGAUCAGCCAGGACGGAGACAACGACGACCCGCAGUCGGCCGACUACGGCCUGGGUUAUGACUGUCCAGUGGUGGAGGGCAUAUUUGAUUAUGCAGCAGCAGUAGGGGGCGCUACGCUGACAGCAGCUCAGACCCUGUUGGACCAAAAGUGUGAUGUGGCCAUCAACUGGGCAGGAGGGUGGCACCAUGCUAAGAAGGACGAGGCUUCAGGUUUCUGUUACGUGAACGAUGCCGUGCUGGGAAUCCUCAGACUGAGAGAGAAAAAUGAACGAGUCCUCUAUGUGGACGUUGACCUGCAUCAUGGAGACGGUGUGGAAGACGCCUUCAGCUUCACAUCCAAAGUCAUGACCGUCUCUGUGCACAAGUUCUCUCCCGGGUUCUUCCCAGGUCAGCCCUCACAGCGAGCACGGGGCGACCUGUGUGACACAGGGCUGGGUAAAGGCCGGUGGUACGCUGUGAACGUUCCACUGGAGGACGGCAUCAAGGAUGACAGAUACUACCAGAUUUUUACCAGUGUCAUGCAGGAGGUGCGGGCACAGUUCAACCCAGAGGCAAUAGUGAUGCAGCUGGGUGCUGACACCAUGGCGGGCGACCCCAUGUGCUCCUUCAACAUGACCCCUGUUGGGGUUGGCAAGUGUCUGCAGUAUGUCCUGCAGUGGCAGCUACCUACACUCCUGCUGGGCGGAGGAGGUUAUAAUCUGGCUAACACGGCUCGCUGUUGGACCUACCUGACGGCAGAAGUGCUGGGAAAGACUCUGUCCUCCGAAAUACCUGAUCAUGAGCCUCUUCCUGUCCUGCCCCUCGCUGCCGUCAGGGAUGUGCUGGCUCCCAGAGUCACGGGCUCAAUCACCGGAAACAUCACCAGGCAAUAA